Molecule: messenger RNA, 1279 nt
Organism: Frankliniella occidentalis (western flower thrips)
Lineage: Eukaryota; Metazoa; Arthropoda; Insecta; Thysanoptera; Thripidae
Product: SPARC-related modular calcium-binding protein 1-like
Exons: 5
Coding region: 300-953 (217 amino acids)
Molecular function (GO): protein binding
Source: RefSeq, a predicted model, not a curated record
CCAUGCGGUACAGUGUCAAUACGGAAGUGCGCGCGGCGUGAAUCAGCCACCUAGUAUGUUGGGCUGCCUACUCGCUCUAACCGUAAGACGCCAUGCCCCUCGGGGUUUGCAAACCCGCAACACUGUUGUGUCGUCGCCCUGACACACGUGCGUACAACCCUGCUGUGUAGAUAGAUACCACAAUCACAAUGGCACCAAGAUAACAGCUAUAUAAGUCCACACUAGUUCAAAAGGCUGCUAUAGUUGGGUGCGUGGAAGUCUGGCCGUCAUAUAGAUUCUCGUAUCAGAGAAAGCAAGAGAUGGUGCUGUGUACGAUGUCGCCCGCCCGCUUGACUGCGUUGCUGUUGCUGGUGCCCAUGGCCAUGGCCACGUGCCCAUGCCCGCCUGUGCUCCAGUCCUCCAAAGUGUGCGGGUCCAACUCUGUAACAUACGACAGCCAGUGUGCCCUGGACUGCGCCGCUGUGCAACAGCCCGGACUCGUAACUGCCCACCCUGGAUCAUGCUCCGACUCACACAACGCACUCAAACAACCGACUAUCGGAAACCCAUCCAACAAGCCGCGGAGCUCGGUUCGCUCAUCCGUUGAUGACUUACAGAAAAUACGUAGUUGUCAGAAAACGAAGUGCGAUUCCGUCUCUGGUUCCUGCGGCUGCAGCUCUGGCGAUACCAAAUGCAAUGCUAAGUGUGGUUGGACUUGCUACUGUGACUGUUUUGGUGUUUCGGCGGGCAAAUCAGACGCCACUCAGGUGGCCAAGUGCAUGGCACAGAACAAUUGCAUCGAAAAUACAAUCUCGUGUGGUAUCCGCUGUGGGGCUGAUGAUGAAUGUAACGCCAAGUGCGCGCUAGACAACUUUGACUGUCAAUGCAAGUGUAACGGCUCUCUCUCCUUGCGUCCCACACUCGGCGUCGCCGUCGCGCUCCUGUCAGCAUGGCUCAUCCGGACCAUAGGAUAGCAAAGUGCAUUUCAAUAUGACUAAACAGUGAAAAGAAAACUCUCAUAUUUGUGGUUUCGGAUGUCUUUCUCUUGUGGGAUCAUUGGUGGCUGGCUCACGGCUCACGCCGCUUAUUUUCGUAGUUAUAUUGUACAGGCGGCGUGAGUCAGCCACCUGGCUUCCCGAAAGCAAUAAAAUAUGACACGGUAUGUUUAACAUUAACCGUUAAUGAUAUUUCCUCCUAAGAGCUACUGUUGGGGUAAUUCUUCCGCAAAGAUCGCUGAUUCUAAUGGAACGCCUUGUCUACCGGAUUAUGGAUGUAUUAAAUAACAACCCUCCUCCACCUA